Messenger RNA from Linum trigynum, 3879 nucleotides. The record is from the annotation of a GenBank genome assembly. NCBI's taxonomy places the organism in Eukaryota, Viridiplantae, Streptophyta, Magnoliopsida, Malpighiales, Linaceae.
CGUUGAUUAUUAAUUAAAACACCACAAAUAUUAACAGUCAACGAAGGCAUUAUUAUUAAUCCCACACCAAGUUAUUAACUUAAAUUGUUAACAACACUGGUCUGUUUUAUUAAUAAAUUGGUUUUAUCGGUUAAUACUCGUUUAUGAAGAUAUUGAUAAUAUGUUUAAAAAUAGUAAUGACCUGAUUACAUGCAAAGUUGAUUAUUAAUUAAAACACCACAAAUAUUAACAGUUAACGAAGGCAUUAUUAUUAAUCCCACACCAAGUUAUUAACUUAAAUUGUUAACAACUCUGGUCUGUUUUAUUAAUCAACGAUGCAGCCAAAGAUACGUUAGCAAAACAAAGUCCCAAAAACUUACCAAAAAUAACGUCUCUUGGCCUUGACGAUCCCAUGGAAAACGAGACUAGAAGGAGAGACGACAACCCCGACGACGUCGGGAAAGCAGAUGCGAAGGAGAUCGUCGCCGACCUUCUUUGCGACGAGAAGGUGACAGCCGAGACGUCACCGGCCUUCUUUGAGACGACGACGACAGACGAAAAACAAGAGAACGGGACGACGACGCCGGAAAGCAAGCGCCGCACAGCAAACGAGAAAACGAAGACGAAUGGGUUUAGGGUUGGGAGGAGUUUCUUUUUUCUCUCGUUCCUUUAUUAAUGAUGACAUUUAAUUACUUUUUAUAUUCCUGUCUUACCCUUUAACGUAUUAGGUAGGUAGUUAACCAAUCAUUAGUAAUCACUCUCUCUCUCCUUCUCCUAUUGGCUGAAAGGGGUUUAAGCCUGAUCCAACCCGCACACAAACCUGGAAGCCACGUGUUAGAAUGGUGUUCGAUAAACAGCGUAGCAUCUCUGGUCAAAACUACAUCGGCAGCAGAGGAUCUCCUCUCCCCAGUCGAACCAAAACUUCCCACCCAUCUUGCGUAUUCGGACCAGUUCUUCUCAACCCACGCGCUUCAAGCAAUCGCCAAUCGGCCACGUACCGUUGUUCCGAUCUCCACUGAGGAGGGAGAUCGUUCAGAAAUCCGGCCAACGCUUCGGUGAAGGACAUGGGCGAUCAAAUAGCAAAGGGAGAAGAAUUCGAGAGGAAGGCUGAGAAGAAGAUCAGCGGCUGGAGCGUAUUUGGGUCCAAGCACGAAGAUGCCGCUGAGUUGUACGCUAAAUCUGCCAACCAUUUCAAACUCGCCAAAUCAUGGGAUAGAGCGGGUUCUGUUUUUGUUAAGCUCUCUAAUUGCCAUCUCAAGUCGGACAGCGAUCAUGAAGCUGCCAGUGCUCUCGUGGAUGCUGCAAUUUGCUACAAGAAAACAUCAACCGAAGCCGCCAUAUCAUGUUUGGAGCAAGCAGUGGGCAUUUUCCUGAACAUGGGCAGGUAUAACAUGGCUGCCAAGAAUUGCAAGGAAAUUGGGGAGUUAUACGAGCAGGAGGAGAAGAUUGAGAAGGCUAUAGCGUAUCUUGAGCGAGCAGCUGAGUGUUAUGAACAUCAAGAAGCAAGCUCCUCUGCAAACCAGUGCAAGCAGAAGGUUGCACAAUUUUCUGCUCAACUUGAACAGUAUCAGAAAGCAAUUCAGGUGUACGAAGAGAUUGCGAGAUACUCCAUCAACAGCAACUUACUGAAAUAUGGCGUAAGAGGGCAUCUUCUUAAUGCUGGUCUUUGCCAGCUUUGUCGAGGGGAUGUUGUUGCCAUAACCAAUGCAUUAGAGCGAUAUGAGGAUCUAGACCCAACUUUCUCCAGAACUCGGGAGUUUAGAUUCUUAUCAGAUUUAGCCACUGCAAUGGAUGAGGAGGAUGUAGACAAGUUUACAAGCAUUGUGAAGGAGUUUGAUAGCAUGAGCAAGCUGGAUUCUUGGAAAGUGACCCUGCUGUUGAAAGUAAAGCAAACUCUGAAGGACAAGGAGCUGGAGGAGGAUGAUUUGACAUAAAUUCCUCGGUUCAACAUCAUAUUGGUUUGGCAGAUGCUGUACAUGUAAUAGCACAUCAGGGAGAGCUAGAACAAUAAUGCAUUGCCGCCUCAGGAGUUAUGUACUAUCAGCAACAAUAAAUAAGGUUCUAUCCAGUUCUUCAUAGUGUCUUCGUGUAGAAAUAUGUGGUUGCAGGUUGGUAGGUGAGGGGAUAUUCAGAGUUCACGACCACGAGCUUCCGGACUCCGGUGGUGAAUCAGAUUGAGAUUUAAAAUGAUUUUGUUCAAAAUUCAAUUGGUUGAUGGACUUGGAAUUAUCUAUACGGCAGCAUGGAUGAUAGAAUCCACCAUGGAAUACUUUUUUACUAAUGUUUGGAAGUUGUGUUACUUUACUCAAUUUUUUUCCAUAAGGAUUGUUUCUAUGAUACAAUCAUAAAUUAUCAUUCGAAAUGUGUGACUAUCAUAUCUCAAUUUUUAGAUGAGAUUGUUGAGUUGAUAAUAGGGGUGUAUAUAUCGGUUCCGUUCAAAUUAAAUUAAAUUACUUUGAUUCGGAAUUUCAGACAAUCGAAUAUGCGAGGUUAGCUUGUAUCUUCUCAUUUUCAAAUUAUUUGUCACCUCUGAUGCAAACAAUAAAUAUACAAUUCUAUGCAUCAAAUGAUAAAAUCAAAUAUUUUGACACAUAAAUCAUAAAACAUUAACAUGAUUAAAAUCUUCAAAUCUCAAGACAAGUACAAACAUCAAAAUCCACCAUUUGGAGUGCAACUAUUGUUGUUUGGUUUGGAAUUCAGAAGUUUUGUUAAGUCGAAAUGACCUGAUUUUUUAAAUAUGCCUUUUUCCUUCUAAAUUCCGAAAUGAAUAACAUUAAAUCGAUUUUGGUUUGAUUAGGAUCGGUUUUACCGAACCAGAUGCCACCACUAGUUGAGAUGAUUUUAUUUCAACUUUUAACUAAUGUGACAUACACAAUCACACAUACCAAACGACAAAUGCAUCAAAUUCUUCAAUACAUGCAUAAUAUUAUGUAUGUCUUCAUCCCAAUAGAUUUAUUUAAUAAUUGCAACUUCCAAAUGACCUAAGAAUCACCCAAAUGUUGUCGAACUGUCGUUGUCUUUGGUCGGUUACAUUCACUAUCCAUCGAAAUGCUUCCUUUUUUUUGGGAUUAAGCAUUGUAUAUGCAUUUUAGCUGACAUUUAUAAAAACAACUAUUGGAUCAAAUGAAAUGGAAUUACUAAAAGGGGUCGCCUAAAUGAGGGAUUUCGGCACAAUCCCUCAUUUUAUAAUAUUUCAGCGCAAUCCCUCAUUUUGUCGGAUUUUGGCUAAAUCCUUUGUUUGGGUGGUAGAUAAACAAUGAGGGAAUACAACGAUGUGUAAUUUCAAAAAUCAGGUAUGGCUGGAUUUCUAAAUAGUUUCCUCCCCUAGUGAUGGUAAUGUAUCCAGAAUAGAUCGAGUAGUGCAAUACCAACAAGCCCGACCCAUUUACUUUUGGGCCUCACAAUCGUCAUUUUUAUUCAAAUCGGAAUCAUAGAGUGGUUUCAACAAAAACCCCAAAAUCUGGAAAAUUACGGUUCUUAUUUCUGCUCGUGAUAUUUGGUCGAUCUCAUUGAUAAAGCGUUCAAAUUUUGUUUGAUUCCCUCCAAAGUCUGGUAGAUUAGUUUAGUUCGUUGUUGCUCCUAAUACAUGGUCGACCAUAUGUUUGCAAGGUUGACCUCCUGUGAUUGCUAUCGAAACUUUGUCAAUUCAUGCAAUGUGUGUUGCUGUUCGAAAUCAGGGUCGACCGCAACUUCAUUCUUUCCCAAAUUUUUGUGGUUGGGUUUGUUUUCCAAUUGUGAUUAUUCGGUCAACCUCUUCCUUCUCAGCGAACAUCUACGCAAAAGCAGCCUUAUUUCCUUCUCAGCGAACAUCUACGCAAAAGCAGCCUUAUUUAACAUCCUACCCCUCAUAUUUUCAUUUUCUUCUUAUAUCAUGGAGGGCAAUAAAGGUAAAUUACACUU